Messenger RNA from Podarcis lilfordi (Lilford's wall lizard), 372 nucleotides. Lineage: Eukaryota; Metazoa; Chordata; Lepidosauria; Squamata; Lacertidae. The record is from the annotation of a GenBank genome assembly.
AUGUGUGAACAAGACCUGACCUUGGAUUAUGUUACUGGUCAACUGCUGGAGGAAUGGCAGAGGCGUGACGGGAAGCAGUUGUCGGCUCCGAGUGCUUUGACAAGUGAUCGGCUUGUGAGGAAUGCAGGCAACAUUCCAGAGGAGAAGCAGCCAAAACAACGUACACGAGCGACAGCCAGGGAGGAAUCUGCAUUUGCUGUACGGCGCUGUUACAAGUGCUGUUCUACUUGGCAUCUGAGGAAGCAGUGUCUGGAGGAGGCUGUAUUCGAGGGUCAAAGGCAUCGGAAACAGCAGAGAAAGUCUGGAAAGAGGAGGCAGAUGGUACAAUUCGUGACGGCGGUGGUCGAGUGUCCUGAAUGGCGAAACACCUAG